Messenger RNA from Vigna radiata var. radiata (mung bean), 677 nucleotides. RefSeq lists its product as uncharacterized. The transcript is spliced from 2 exons. Bases 415 to 663 code for a protein of 82 amino acids. NCBI's taxonomy places the organism in Eukaryota, Viridiplantae, Streptophyta, Magnoliopsida, Fabales, Fabaceae. The record is from RefSeq and is a predicted model, not a curated record.
CACUACCUUUUGAUUUGUUGUCAGGGAGUUUAUGGGGAUAACGGGUCUCUAGUUUAUCACCAUGGGUAUGGAUAUGCUCCCUAUGGCCCCUAUUCGCCAGCAGGGUCUCCAGUUCCAACCAUGGGUAAUGAUGGUCAGUUGUACGGGCCUCAACAUUAUUAGUAUCCUCCCUAUUUUCAACCGUUAACACCAACAAGUGCGCCAUUCACACCUACUCCUGCUGUCCUUCCUCAGGGUGAGGUUUCGACCUCAGUUGCUGCUGAUCAAAAGACUCUCCCUGUUGAAGCAGCCAAUGGAAAUUCUAAUGGUGUAGCAAACGGUGGCAAUGCUAAAGGUAAUAAUUCUGUUGCUCCUGUUAAACAGGCCAAUCAGAAUUCAUCUUAUAGUUCCAAAGCUUCAAAUGAAAGGGUUGCUAUGCCAGGUCGUGGUCCAACUUCAGGUUAUCAGGAUCCAAGAUUUGGUUUUGAUGGAGUUCGAUCAUCAAUCCCAUGGCUAGACGCCCCACUAUAUUCAGAUGGGCAGCCAAGGCCUGUGAGUAGCACAGCUAUCACUCCCUCAAUAUCAGUUGGCAACAACACUGCUUCAAGGAACCAGACUUUUCGUCCAAAUUCUCAAUUUAUGGGCUUCAACAUCCGAGACCAAUGCCUGCCAUGGCCAUGCUGAUAUUUUGUAAUCAC